AUGGCGGAGCCACCACCGUCUUACCAUCACUUCGUGGGUCCUUCGAAACCUCGAUCAUCGGGCAAACGACACUCUUUCUCCUCUUCUUCUGGUACGACUUGCCACCGUCUCUUCCCUUGCCAGUACUGUCCUCGCAAGUUCUACACCUCUCAAGCUCUCGGCGGUCACCAGAACGCUCACAAACGCGAACGCGCCGCUGCUCGUCGUAACCUCGGCGUCCUUUCUCACUCUCCACCCAUCCUCGACGACACCACCACCUUUCUUCGUCAUCCUUUCCCUUGUUUUUACCCUAACCCGAUGAACCAAGGACCUUCUUCUCCUUCUGGACUCGGACCCGGUCAUGAACAGACGGCGAUGAUGAUGACCAUGGGUGGCGGUGGCGCUGGUGGUGGUGACUACGAUCCGUUUCCGUAUCCUUACGUGUACCCUUUUGGAUUGUCUGGUAGUAACGAGGGUAACGGUGUCAUGAUGGAAGAAGACGAGCCUCUCGAUCUCGAUCUCGACCUCUCUCUUCGUUUAUGA
Molecule: messenger RNA, 522 nt
Organism: Camelina sativa (false flax)
Lineage: Eukaryota; Viridiplantae; Streptophyta; Magnoliopsida; Brassicales; Brassicaceae
Source: RefSeq, a predicted model, not a curated record